Rhineura floridana is the source of this 1609-nucleotide messenger RNA. RefSeq names its product negative elongation factor complex member E (gene NELFE). The record is from RefSeq and is a predicted model, not a curated record. Gene Ontology annotation, cellular component: NELF complex. Gene Ontology annotation, molecular function: RNA binding. The transcript is spliced from 12 exons. Gene Ontology annotation, biological process: negative regulation of transcription elongation by RNA polymerase II. The coding region runs from base 184 to 1518 and encodes 444 amino acids. Lineage: Eukaryota; Metazoa; Chordata; Lepidosauria; Squamata; Rhineuridae.
UAGUUAAUAAACCAGCUGUUGUCCAAUAGUAGUGCGACAUGUAAAUACGAACGUUUCUCAAUUUCUCCGUUGCAUCAUAUGUAAGCGGCAGCCAAUGAGCAGCUUGCUAUUCAAAUAAGAAACUGACCGGCCUCCAAAGCGGUCGCGCUUCGAACGUUUUCGCUCUGCUAUACAAUUCAGCCAAUGAGUGGCUAUUAUGUGAAUCUCUUCUCUUUCUCUUUUUUACCUUUCAUCGUGCUCGCAAAAGCUACCGCCUUUCUAAUAAGCCAAUGGGCUUCGCGUUGCUGGGCAGCUUAUGCAAAGCAAACCUUCAACUUCCUCUUCCUACGUGAUUGUUCCGGGGAGGGUCUACGAAACAAGGCUCGAGCAAAGAGGCCGAGAAUACAGAAAGUGUUGUCGAUUUUGCUGGACUACAAUUCCAUAAUUCCUGACCAUUGGCCAUGCUGGCUGGGGCUGACGGGAACUGCAGUCCAGGAACAUCUGGGGACCCGAAGACGGCGACUUUGCUUGUCAGCCAUGAUUGUUCUGCCUCCAGGACUGACAGAGGAAGAGGAAGCUCUGCAGAAGAAAUUUGCCAAGCUCAAGAAAAAGAAAAAGGCCCUCAUGGCCUUGAAGAAGCAACAGAGUUCAACCAGCCAAGCUAGCCAGGGAGGAAUUAAACGCUCCAUCUCUGAUCAGCCGGUAGUGGACACGGCCACAGCUACAGAGCAAGCAAAGAUGCUGGUGAAAACGGGAGCCAUCAGCGCCAUUAAAGCUGAGAACAAGAACUCAGGGUUCAAGCGCUCUCGGACUCUGGAGGGAAAGCUGAAAGAUCCUGAAAAAGGACCAGCCCCAACUUUCCAGCCUUUUCAGCGCAGCAUCUCGGCAGAUGACGAUUCUCAAGAGUCGCGGCGUCCCCAGAGGAAGUCCCUCUAUGAAAGCUUUGUGAGCUCCAGCAAUCGCCUGCGGGAUCCAGAGAAGGAUCUGGAAGAGGGCAGGGAUCCAGACAAAGAGUGGGACCAGGAUGAAAACUUGCGCAGUUUCGAGUGGGACUAUGACCGGGAACACAGCCGGGACAGGAGCAGGGACAGGGACCGCGACAGGGACCGGGACCGGGACAGGGACCGUGACAGGGACCGUGAGAGAGAUGGCAGCUUUCGCCGGUCAGAUUCUUUUCCAGACCAGCGUGGCCCGCGCAAAGGGAAUACGGUAUACGUCUGUGGGACGGACAUGAACCAGACCCUGCUGCAUACCGCUUUCUCAGCCUUUGGAAACAUCAUUGAUCUCUCCAUGGACAAUCCCCACAACUGCGCUUUUGUAACCUACGAAAAGUUGGAGUCUGCGGAUCAGGCCGUUGCAAAGCUCAAUGAAACUGUUGUGGAGAAUGUACAGCUGAAGGUCAGCAUUGCCCGCAAACAGCCCAUGCUGGAUGUAGCCCUUGGCAAAUCUGUGUGGGGACUUUUGGCUGUGAAGAAUAGUAUCAAUGGCUCUCACCGUGACAAGCGAUCCCAGGUUGGCUACAAUGAAGAUCUCUUCUGAGGCCUGUGAGACAAUCCCCGUUUGAGCAGUGGGGCGUUGUUGAUUUUGCUCAGUUUAACUAAGGUGUCCAAAUAAAUGUUGUCUGUUUUUA